UGUUAGAGCCAUGGUAAGAGCACUGAAUGUUCCUGCUCUGGGGCUUCUAGCCUGGCUUUGCUGGUUCUCCCCAGAGUCUGUGCAGGCUGGAAAGGUGCUUGUCAUACCAGUAGAUGGCAGCCACUGGCUUAGCAUGAGGAUUCUGGUGGAAGAACUGUCUCUGAGGGGUCAUGAGGUGGUGGUCCUGGUACCAGAGACCAGUUUUCUUAUUGGAGGUUCUGGUAAUUACAUCACUAAGAUUUUCCGUGUGCCCUACAGCAGUGAAGAGUUAACGAGUCAGUUGGACCAUAUAAGGAAGAAUGCAUUCGACAAGCCACCGGGAUUUACCGAUAUCUUUACGAAUUUUGGGAACCUGAUCCAAUUCACAUCUAUGCAGGUGAAAGCUUGUGAGGGGCUGCUGUACGAUGAGCCCCUGAUGAAGAGUCUUAGAGAGACAGGAUUUAAUGUUCUGCUCACAGAUCCUUUCUUGCCCUGCGGUACCAUCCUUGCUGAUACCUUUUCACUUCCCGCUGUUUAUUUCUUGCGUGGGAUGCCUUGUCGGCUUGAUGAUUCUGCAGCCCAGUGCCCCACACCUCCAUCUUUUGUCCCACGCUUCUUAACUGGUUUCUCAGAUAAGAUGAAUUUCCUUCAGAGAGUGAAAAACACUCUUAUGAGUGUUUUUGAAGCUUAUCUCUGCCGCAUACUUUUUGCCAGCUCUGAUGAACUGGCCAGUAGAUAUCUUCAGAAGGGCACUACUUACAAAGAGCUUCUAGGUCAUGGUGCAGUCUGGCUUCUGCGCUAUGACUUUACUUUUGAGUACCCCAGACCCCUAAUGCCUAACAUGGUCCUAAUAGGCGGCAUCAACUGUGCUAAGAAGAGUCCUUUGGUGAAGGAGCUGGAGGAGUUUGUGAAUGGAUCUGGAGAGCAUGGGUUUGUGGUUUUCACUCUAGGCUCCAUGAUGUCACAGUUACCAGAAGCCAAAGCCAGAGAGUUCUUUGAGGCAUUUAGACAGAUACCUCAGAGAGUUCUUUGGAGGCACACUGGACCUGUCCCUGAAAAUGCCCCAAAAAAUGUUAAAUUGAUGAAGUGGCUACCACAAAAUGAUCUCUUAGGCCAUCCUAAGGUUAAGGCUUUUAUUACGCAUGGUGGAUCGCAUGGGAUAUAUGAAGGAAUCUGCAAUGGGGUGCCAAUGGUGAUGGUUCCGCUGUUUGGAGAACAAGCAGAUAAUGUUCAGCGCUUAGUGUUUCGUGGAGUGGCAGAAUCCCUGAGUAUCUAUGAUAUUACCUCAGAAAAACUGCUGGUGGCACUGAGAAAGGUCAUCAAUGACAAAAGCUACAAGGAGAAGAUGACAAAGCUUUCAGCUAUCCACAGAGACCAUCCAAUUGAACCUCUGGACCAGGCUGUGUUCUGGACGGAGUUUGUUAUGAGGCACAAAGGGGCAGAGCAUCUUAGACCUGCAGCCCAUGAGCUGAACUGGAUUCAAUACCAUUGUCUGGACGUUGUCGGCUUUCUCAUUCUCAUUCUAGUGACUGUUAUUUUUGUGACUUUCAAAAGUUGCAUGUUCUGUUUCAGGAAGUGCUUUAGGAAAACUAAGAAAAAUAAGAAGGAGUAGAAAUGCUUUACUUUUUGUCCUUUUAUGUGAUGUGAUCAUGUGGGGAAUAAUUUAAUCCAUGUUUAUAUAAUUUUAUGACUCCUUGACUUCACAAAACCUUCCUAUUAGUCAAAGGACUGCAGUGCAUGUGUCAGUUAAACAUUUUCACUUUUAUGCCAAAGUUUGAUGGGCAUGGCUGUUAUUUUUAAUAUCAAAUUAGAUAUUACAUUAAAUUAAGG
Messenger RNA from Xyrauchen texanus (razorback sucker), 1809 nucleotides. Its product is annotated as UDP-glucuronosyltransferase-like. The transcript is spliced from 5 exons. Lineage: Eukaryota; Metazoa; Chordata; Actinopteri; Cypriniformes; Catostomidae. Gene Ontology annotation, molecular function: UDP-glycosyltransferase activity. The record is from RefSeq and is a predicted model, not a curated record. Bases 11 to 1591 code for a protein of 526 amino acids.